AUGGAUGGACACAUCCUGGUGGGAAGGUAUGGUGGCUCAUCAGGGCAGAGGAACUGCCGCAGCCUUGACAAUGGCCAUGAAGAGGAACAUGCUGCAAACACUCAGGUAUACAAUCCAAAAACACAUGCACAAGCACAAAACAAACACAAGGACAGAAACACAAUGCAAAUGAAAAAAAGGUGCUGCUGCCGGAAGCAAAAACAACUACAUUUACAGCAGGUAUACUGUAAAUAACCAAUGACUGCAUGGACAGAAACACAUGAAACAAGAACACAACUGCAAAUUAAUUAAACCUUUAAAAAAAAGUGCAGAAUUCUUCAAGCUUGAAGGGCAGUUUUUUUCAACAUUUUGCUGUAUGCUUUUUCACUUUCAGUUUGUUUCUGCAGUUUUGUUAGUUUUUUUAACUUUUGUAUGUGUUUUUGAAUUUCAUGUUUGAGCUGUUGCAGCAUGUAUCCCCCACAGUAAUGUGUCCUCUGUGCACAGCCUCUAUAAUAAAACUGUUUUUUAAAAAAUAGAUUUUUUGCAUGUCAUAAGAUUUUAUUUUGUGGUGAAAAAUCUUUCUUGUUUCUGAUACAGUAUGCAAGAAUGUUUGAGAAGAAGAAGCAGGUUGUGUUUGACGGGUGUUGAAUGUUUCACCAAAGUAGAGACAAUGGAGAUGUCUAAAAGUGUAAUGAUUCUGAACCUUCUUGAUGAAGAUGCCUUGCACCUGGGUGGUUUAGAAAAAUAAAAACAAAUUAAUAACAUACUUGUGAUGAAUUGCUCAAGGUCAGAAUUAAUCACAUGCAGCAGGUCUGAAGACAAAACAUCUCCUUCGUAACUUAGACCCAAGGCAUGAGUCAAAAGUUUCAAGUGGUUAAGAGCUCAAUGGUAACAGUUAGGCCUCUAAAGUUGGUAAUCAUAAAUAAUUUAGGUUAAGGCAGUUAUUUAAAUGUUGGUUCGUUAAAGUAGAUUUGUGCCUCAGUGCCUCUGUCACUGUGAAAGCUUGUAUUAUGCUGCUUUCGCUGUUUAAAUAAUGAAAUAAAAAGCUGCCUGAGGGCAGGGGUCGACAAUAAACUGUGUCAUGUAUCAUGUGUCCUGAUUGUUCAGUGUUUUUCUGCUGCAUUUACUCUUUUCAGGCAUCAAUGUACAGCCUGCCGGGGUCGUGUGCUGGAUUUCUGCAUUAUGAUGAUAAUAUGAGGCUUUGGCUGACUCAACCCCCUCACGCAGGCGGAUUGAAUCGGAUGAGCCAGGCUCCACCUGCCCCCCUCCCCCCCACCCCCAAGUUGCCAAGACUGACUGACUGUCUCUACGCCCUGCACACAGCUGUAACAAAUCCCAGCAUGCCUGGCAUGCAUGGUGCACAGCAGCGUGAGGCCAGCACAUUGCCCUCUCGGUUGGGUUGGAAGGAGCACGUUCCAGUGGCAGAGCAUUCCCCUGGCACCUUGAAUGUGGCUGAAGGCCAGAACCAGAACUGGUAUGGUCCCUGA
Xyrichtys novacula (pearly razorfish) is the source of this 1466-nucleotide messenger RNA. NCBI's taxonomy places the organism in Eukaryota, Metazoa, Chordata, Actinopteri, Labriformes, Labridae. The record is from the annotation of a GenBank genome assembly.